Messenger RNA from Eubalaena glacialis (North Atlantic right whale), 2447 nucleotides. RefSeq names its product glycerol-3-phosphate acyltransferase 3 (gene GPAT3). NCBI's taxonomy places the organism in Eukaryota, Metazoa, Chordata, Mammalia, Artiodactyla, Balaenidae. Gene Ontology annotation, molecular function: glycerol-3-phosphate O-acyltransferase activity. Gene Ontology annotation, cellular component: endoplasmic reticulum. The record is from RefSeq and is a predicted model, not a curated record. Bases 295 to 1611 code for a protein of 438 amino acids. The transcript has 13 exons. Gene Ontology annotation, biological process: triglyceride biosynthetic process.
GUGGGAGACCUGGAAGCGGAGGAAGCCGCAGCUCAGCAGCGCCGUGGGUAUUUCCCUCUCCUUGACAGCCCUGCCGAGAGGUCGUUUUAUACACACACAAGCAGGACCUUCUCAAGCGUUCCGGACACGUCAGUAGUUCAUUCUGGGGAGGUGAGUGCCAGGCGGCGGCGGCGCUGACUCCCGGGAGCUGGGCUCCGCACCUCUGCUCCCGGAGCUGCCAACCGACUACCUGGGGACAGGGACAGCUGUCGCGCUCGGACCUCCUCCGUGGACCCCUUCUGGGUGCGCCGAGCCAUGGAUGGCGCGGAGCUGGCCGGGAAGAUCGUUUACACCUGGCUGACUCUGGUGCUCGGCUUCAUACUCCUGCCUUCGGCCUUUGGGGUGUCUUUGGGCAUCUCCGAGCUCUACAUGAAGAUCCUGGUGAAAACUUUAGAGUGGGCCACGUUACGAAUUGAAAAAGGAGUCUCAAAGGAAUCAGUUCUUAAAAACUCAGCUUCUGUUGGUAUUAUCCAAAGAGAUGAGUCACCCAUGGAAAAAGGGCUGUCUGGUCUGCGAGGAAGGGACUUUGAGCUGUCUGACGUGUUUUAUUUCUCCAAGAAGGGAUUGGAAGCCAUCGUGGAAGACGAAGUGACCCAGAGGUUCUCCUCAGAGGAGCUAGUGUCAUGGAAUCUCCUCACAAGGACCAAUGUAAAUUUCCAGUACAUCAGUCCGAAGCUCACCAUGGUGUGGGUGCUGGGCGUCAUAGUGCGCUACUGUGUCCUACUACCUCUGAGGGUUACCUUGGCUUUCAUUGGGAUCAGUUUUUUGGUUAUAGGAACUACCCUGGUUGGACAGCUGCCAGAAAGCAGCCUCAAAAACCGGCUGAGUGAACUGGUCCACCUGACUUGCUGCAGGAUCUGUGUUCGUGCCCUCUCUGGCACCAUUCAUUAUCAUAACAAGCAGUACAGACCCCAGAAGGGAGGCAUUUGUGUUGCCAACCAUACUUCACCGAUAGAUGUUUUGAUCUUGACAACGGAUGGGUGCUAUGCUAUGGUUGGCCAGGUUCAUGGUGGAUUGAUGGGAAUUAUUCAGAGAGCUAUGGUCAAGGCUUGUCCACAUGUCUGGUUUGAACGCUCAGAAAUGAAGGACCGACACCUGGUUACUAAGAGACUAAGAGAACAUAUUGCUGAUAAGAAAAAAUUACCCAUAUUAAUCUUUCCUGAAGGAACUUGCAUCAACAAUACUUCAGUCAUGAUGUUUAAAAAGGGAAGCUUUGAAAUUGGAGGAACCAUAUAUCCAGUUGCAAUUAAGUAUAAUCCUCAGUUUGGUGACGCAUUUUGGAACAGUAGUAAAUACAACAUGGUGAGCUACCUGCUUCGAGUGAUGACCAGCUGGGCCAUUGUCUGUGAUGUGUGGUACAUGCCCCCCAUGACCAGAGAGGAAGGAGAAGAUGCAGUCCAGUUUGCUAACCGGGUUAAGUCUGCUAUUGCCAUACAAGGAGGGUUGACUGAGCUUCCUUGGGAUGGAGGGCUGAAGAGAGCCAAAGUGAAGGACACCUACAAGGAAGAGCAGCAGAAGAAUUACAGCAAGAUGAUUGUGGGCAAUGGAUCUCUCAACUCGGAAUUAGACUGAAUGCCACCCAGGCUUUCCAGAACUAGUCCUUAGAAAUGGAAUGUGGUGGAGUAUUUUUUUGGGGGGGAGGGCAUGUUGUUUCGUUUUACCGUUUUUGUUUUUUAUUGUUAAUCUUUUCUACCCAGUGAUUGUCUCUACCUCUUUAUGCCAGAGGCAGAACCCACGGUGCCCUUUUUGGCUUUUGUUGUUGUUAUAGCAUUAGCCUCAUGAACUGUAAGGUAGUUUACUGCGUUUGAACAGAUUCUCUUUUGUAAAAUGAUUAUGUCAUUGUAGAUUGAAUGAAAUAUUUGUACAGGAAAACGUGCUUCUAAAACACUUUGGGAACUCGUUGUGUUUGGAACUCGUUGAUAUGGUAAUUCUCAAGAAAAUACCCCAAACUUUGUUCAUGAUUAGCUUUCUCACGCUCUUUCCUCCCACUCCCUUUAAUCACUGAAACAGGGAUUACACACCAGUUUGAGUUACUAUCAUGGUUUUGUUCUACUACAAGGUUGAAAAGAAAGUGGAAGACAGUGUUUAGGAGAAAGGACAGCUUUGUGGCCACCUGAUCUGAAAGUUGAAAGGAAAUUAAAUAUUUUUUACUAGUGUGUUAGAAGAGACAUCCUGUUUGGUGAGCUUUUCCGAAGGAAAGUGAGUCCACGUGACUAUGUGUGCACACUUAUCUGCAGGCAACUUGCAAAUAAACAUAUGUUAGCCAGCAACUAGUGAUAAAGUUUUUAGUUUUCCCGUUUGUUUACUAAAGGUACAUACCUAAGGCCUCUCCCAUCUACUGAUUUGUUUGAUCUUGUAACCAAACACAUUUCAGAUAAGAGGAGCCUUUGACAAAACCACAGAUCACA